AUGUCUCUUUCACAUACAUAUGAAACCUUAGGAAAAGAUAUAAAAAAUCUUCAAUUAAAUUUUUCACAAAUAUUAACAUCAGAUUGUUAUUAUAAUACAUCAGAAAUAAUUAAUCAUAUAAAACAUAUUAAUAAUGCAUUGGAUAAUAUUAAACUUGAUUAUGAACUUCAACAUGGUUCAAAAAAUUCGGCUAAAAAAUUAGAAACAAAUAAAAUGGAUAUUAAACAAUUAAUCUCAAAAGGAAAUGACCUUAGUCAACAAUUGAAUACUCGUCUUCAUACAGUUACGAUUAAAAAUAAAGAACAUAAUCAAAUACGUGAAAUACAUAAUUGGGCAUGUAAUUCAUUACUUGAAUAUCUUCAAAGUCUCCAUCCAUAUGCAUCUGGUUCUUAUGCUCGAUUAGAUAAUUUAGCACAUGAUCUUGGUGUUACUGAUCGUUACGUUGGUUAUCGAAAUAAUUUAACACGUAAUGGAAAUCAACCAAUAAAUGUUCAUACGAUUUGGGCUGAUCGAAAAUUACCUCAAUCAUCAAUACCUGAUUGGAAAGAUUGGAUUCAUUCUUUUCGACAUAAUAAUUUAUCAAUAACUACUUCUGAACAAUCAUCAAAUAAUAAUCAAAAAUUUCUUGAUUCUAUAGGAACUACACAACCGACAGAAAUUCAACAUUUGAAUACAAGAAAAAAUAUCACAUCACAAUCAUUUGUCUAUGCUAAUGAUCAUAAUACACAUUUGAGUAAAGCAGGAAUGGAUAUUAAUUAUCCAGGUAAAACAGAAUCUGCGGUUCGUUUUGUAAAACCAGCAAAACCAUCUUAUUCUCCAUCUCUGCCUAUUGCACAACCUGAUUAUACUUUAACCGGACGACCAUUAGCUCAUCUUGCACCUGAAUCACCUCCUACUGAAUAUGUUCAAAGUUACAUAUAUCCGGAUGCAUCAAAAGUUGAAAGAUAUCCAUGGCUUCGUCCAUAA
Molecule: messenger RNA, 966 nt
Organism: Rotaria sordida
Lineage: Eukaryota; Metazoa; Rotifera; Eurotatoria; Philodinida; Philodinidae
Source: the annotation of a GenBank genome assembly